AUGUUCGCUUUCUCUAACUCUCCUUUUUUUUCUCUCUCUCUCUCUCCCACGCUUACACAAGCUAACCACUCUCUCUCUCUUUCUCUCUCAUUCUCAAUUUCAUUCUUUAUUUUUCUCCCUCUCUCUUUCGUUCUUAGUUUUCUCCCUUACUCUCUCUCUCUCUCAUACACACACAAACACACCCUCUCUCUCUCUCACACACACACACGCACUCCUCUUUCUCUCUCACACUCAAAUCUAAACAAAUUCUCUCCUCUUUUUUUCUCUCACCCAGUCUCAAUUCUCUCUCUUCUCUCUCUCUACCUUACGUUUUUACUCUCUUUCAUUCUCUCUCUCCCCCAUACACUCUCUAUUUCCAUCCCUCCCUCAUUCCCUCACACACACACACACACGUUCUCACUCUCCUCUCCAUUUUUACGCGAUAUUUCUUUUCUUUUCUUUUUUUUUUUUUUUUUCUUUCUUUUUUUUUUUUUUUUUUCUUUUUUUUUUUUUUUUUUUUUUCCUUUUUUUCUUUUUUUCCUUUCUUUUUUCUUUUUCCUUCUUUCUUUUUUUUUUCUUUCCUUCUUCCUUUUUUUUUCUUUUUCUUUCCUUUUUAUUUCUUUUUCUUUUUUUUUUAUUUCUUUUCUUUCUUCCUUUUUUUUUUUUUUUCCUUCUUUCUUUUUCUUUCUUUUUUUCUUUUUUCUCUAUUCUUUCUUUUUCCUUCUUUCUUUCUUUUUUUUUCUUUCUUUGCUUCUUUUUCUUUCUUUUCUUUCUUUCUUUUCUUUCUUUUUCUUUAUUUCUUUCUGUUCUUUCUUUCUUUUUUCUUUUCUUUUUCUUUCUUUUUCCUCCUUUCUCUUUUCUUUUCUGUAUAUAUACAGGCAGACACACACACGCUAG
Messenger RNA from Acanthosepion pharaonis, 876 nucleotides. The record is from the annotation of a GenBank genome assembly. NCBI's taxonomy places the organism in Eukaryota, Metazoa, Mollusca, Cephalopoda, Sepiida, Sepiidae.